AUGAGAAGUCCACAGCGGAGACCACGACUCCAGCAAAACAGUAUCUUAGGAAACGGCGAAGCGCAUAUAUAUAACUGGAUGGUACGAAAAACGUCAAGCAGAGCUACUGUUAAAGGUGCUGCAGCGCAGUCUUCAGCUCGUGAAGAGGAAAAAAUAUUGAAGGAGCGAAGACAAAGAAGGUUGAGGAUUAACAUAAUUGACCAGCAGCAGAAAUGGAUUGCUCUUGAAGAGCAAGUUAUCGGAGCAAGAGUCAGCUUCUGUGCUGGUCGACAAUCAAGAAAUGAUGGUGCAAAACAUGAUCGCGACUUUCAGGAGAUCACAGACAGUCUCUGGUUAGACUGUCUUAGGCAUUUAAGAACAUCAGGAGAUGUUCAAGCCAUCUCUGGUUCCUCAGUUGGAAGUGGUUGUCGAGGAAAAUUCUGCAAGCAGUUCUGUUCUGUCGAUGUUUUGAUAAAGGUCUCACGUGCAGUGAGAGAAAACCGUUUACCUUUGCUGCUGGACAAAUGUCCAUCGCGAUGGAUAUUUUAA
Messenger RNA from Thelazia callipaeda (thelaziosis nematode), 528 nucleotides. NCBI's taxonomy places the organism in Eukaryota, Metazoa, Nematoda, Chromadorea, Rhabditida, Thelaziidae. The record is from the annotation of a GenBank genome assembly.